CUCUGACAUGCAAUAAAAUAUUUGGUAGAAGAUGGAGAGGAGAAAAGACACCGGCUUUUGACUUUGAAAUACAAAUACAUUGCACUUUUAAUGGAGGAUGACGUAUUUGACCGGUGAGGGCAAUAUCACACUCGACGAAAUCGCUGAUAUCAGGCUAGGGUUCUUCGCGCUCGACGAAAUCGCUGAUUGCUUGAAAUAUUUCAAGAAUUGCAUUGAGCGUGACAUGGAGAAUGAUGAUGAUUUCACCUUUUGUCAGGUUGGUUUACCUCUUGACCAAGAUGGUGUUAAGUCGCAGAAAGCUGUGCUUGAUAUUAGCGGUGUAACUAUAAAAGAUGAAUUUGCAGAUGGCACUGGUGGUUGUCAGAGAAGUGGUAUUCUGUGGAAAAACAAUUUUCCAAGUAAUGCCACCUCGAAGAAGCAGGCAACGGUUGGUUCUUUGUCUUUUAAUGUUAUUGAUACAUCACCUUUAAAACAAAGUAGUGAAACAUCAACACAAGCACCACCGGCAGACGCUGGAAGUUCAUCUAAGGUUUCACAGGAACAGAAGACUCCUGCAAAGAAGCCUGCACCACGGAAGAAGGUUCCUUUUGAGAAAGGGUAUAGCCAAAUGGACUGGCUUAAGCUUACCCGAACACAUCCUGACCUGGCAGGGUUGAAGGGGCAGUCAAACAAGAGGCUUAUAUCAUUGGCUGAAGUUAAACAACACCAAACAGAAGACUCCAUGUGGACUGUUCUGAAAGGCCGUGUUUACAAUAUAGCGCCAUACAUGAGAUUUCAUCCAGGAGGUGUUGAUCUACUCAUGAAGGCAGUUGGAAAAGAUUGCACGUCUUUAUUCAAUAAAUACCAUGCUUGGGUGAAUGCUGAAUUCUUAUUAGAGAAGUGCCUUGUGGGCACCUUAGAUGACAGUCGGUGAAGGGGACAACGUUUUCGGGGGAAAACCGAAAAGAGAUGCUCUGCUCAAUUCUUCAGACCAAACAUAUAUGGCUUAAAAGACACACUAUGAGAUCUACAAUUUUUAGACAAUACCAUUGUUGUACCAUUUGCUCAAUUCUUCAGACCAAACAUAUAUGGCCUAAGAGACACUAUAAGGUCUACAAUUUUUAGACAAUACCAUUGUUGUACCAUUUGCAAUAAUUUUGCUCUGGCAUUUGUUUGAUUUUGUACAAGAGCAACACCAGGAUAACAUAUAAAUAUAUCAUAUACAUAAAAUGUAUAUGAACAUACUUGUAUAGAAUAAAAUGCCCAUUUUUUGGACUUGUGCAACCA
Cornus florida is the source of this 1266-nucleotide messenger RNA. RefSeq names its product cytochrome b5 domain-containing protein RLF. The transcript has 7 exons. The record is from RefSeq and is a predicted model, not a curated record. Gene Ontology annotation, molecular function: heme binding. Lineage: Eukaryota; Viridiplantae; Streptophyta; Magnoliopsida; Cornales; Cornaceae. Bases 98 to 913 code for a protein of 271 amino acids.